AUGGCAGCAAGCGCAGAGAUACAGCCCCAACCACAACCACAACCACUGUCACAAUUACACCCACCUCACGAUGCCAGAGACGCCGAGAAGGCCGUGCCCUCGCAGCCCGAUUUGCGGGGAAGUGAUAGCAAUAUAUUUGGACAUGACCGCCAAGUAGAACGUUGGAACUAUCCUCGUUCGAACGUUGUCAAGACGGUCGCAACCUUCUGGGCGUUUCUGGUAAUGGGCGCGAAUGAUGCAGCAUAUGGCCCUCUUCUCCCAUAUCUCGAAGAAUACUACAACCUCUCCUACACGACGGUAUCUCUCGUAUUUCUCUCCCCAAUAGGCGGGUACACACUAGCGGCCGUCACAAACAACACACUCCACCGGCAUCUUGGCCAGCGCGGCAUCGCAUGGCUCUCACCAGGCUGCCACCUGCUCGCUUACAUUGUCAACUGCGUGCAUCCUCCAUACCCCGUCCUCGUGGUCUCAUUCAUAUUCGCUGGACUGGGGAAUGGACUGGCAGAUUCGGCCUGGAACGCCUGGCUAGGGAACAUGGCGGACUCGAACCAAAUAUUAGGGCUCCUGCAUGGACUCUAUGGACUCGGCGCGGUGAUGGCGCCGCUUGUUGCGACGAGUCUGAUUACCGAGGCCGGUGUGGGCUGGUUUUAUUUUUAUUAUAUCAUGGUGAGCAAUGCUAUCAGAAUGUCUAUCGACGAGCGCACUGAUGGAUACUGCCAGGUUGCAUGCGCCGCUAUCGAGUUAGCCUCCUGCCUCUGGGCCUUCUGGGAUUCGGACGCCGCCGCCUUUAGAGCAGAAACCGAACGUUCCCAAUCGGUCGAAACAUCAGACGAACAAGGCGGCGUGCGGCGCGCACUCUUUGUCCCCAAAUACGCAAGGGUAACCUGGCUCCUUUCAUUCUUCCUUCUCGGGUACGUCGGCGCCGAAGUCGCGAUUGGCGGAUGGGUGGUCACUUUUCUCAUGCGCGUGCGAGACGGCGCAGAGUUCGCGAGCGGGAUGGGCUCAACGGGGUACUGGCUCGGGAUCACAGUCGGCCGCGUCGUCCUGGGGUUCGUAACGCCCAGGAUUGGCGAGAAAUUCGGCAUCGCCAUAUACUUAGUCAUCUCUAUCGCCUUCGCGCUGGUCUUCUACCUCGUACCGAACUUUUACGCCUCGAUUAUCGCCGUCUCCUUCCAAGGGUUCUGGCUGGGCCCGAUGUUUCCUGGUGCGGUCGUGGUGGCUACGCGUCUCCUGCCUCGUGCGCUGCACGUUAGUGCAAUUGGCUUUGCUGCGGCGUUUGGGGCCAGCGGUGCUGCCGUUCUGCCCUUCGCUGUUGGCGCCGUCGCGCAAGCGAAAGGGGUCGAGGUGCUUCCGCCAUUUGCAAUUGCCUUGUCUGGGGGCAUUCUGCUGCUCUGGUGUGCGCUGCCGAGAAUGGGCAAGCGGUAG
Messenger RNA from Aspergillus nidulans FGSC A4, 1425 nucleotides. RefSeq names its product putative MFS transporter. NCBI's taxonomy places the organism in Eukaryota, Fungi, Ascomycota, Eurotiomycetes, Eurotiales, Aspergillaceae. Gene Ontology annotation, cellular component: endomembrane system. Gene Ontology annotation, biological process: transmembrane transport. The record is from RefSeq and is a predicted model, not a curated record. The transcript is spliced from 3 exons. Bases 1 to 1425 code for a protein of 474 amino acids. Gene Ontology annotation, molecular function: transmembrane transporter activity.